AGUCAUCGUGUGUGUGUUUUUUAUGAAUGAAAGGAUCCAGCCCGCGGAUGGUGGAGUGAUUCCGGGAAAAAGGCGUUUUGCUCUCUGGUCCGUCUAAACACGGGCCGUUCUGCGAUAACCUAUAAUAUUAAAAAUAUCGAGCCGAAACGCGGACUUCUGGGUAUUCGGCGACGUGUGAUAUAAGGCAAAGAAGAGAAAACAACACAACAGGUUUUAAGAAUACAGUAUAUACAGGGAUACAUAAAACCGGACAAUGACGUCAGACGGCAGAGCUAGUAAAGCUCUUAAGGUGAAGAGGGAAUGUGGCGAGAAUGUUCCAGUGCUGAGCGACAGCGAGCUCAUGUCAUUAACAGUGCGCGAGCUGAACAUGCACUUACGUGGUUUGUCACGGGAGGAGGUUCAGAAGCUGAAACAGAGGCGGCGUACAUUGAAAAACCGAGGCUACGCAGCGAGCUGCCGGGUGAAGCGCGUGUCCCAGCGCGAGGCUUUAGAGCAACAGAAGAAGGAGUUGCAGCGGGAGGUGGAGCGGCUGGGUGCAGAGAACGCAGGCAUGCGGCGGGAAUUGGAAGGGUUGGGUGCCCGUCUCGCCGCUUUGCAACGCUUCGCUCGGGGUUUGGAAUCUGGAGGAGGCACUCUCCUGGCCCCCACGCCCCGCCUGAACACGGCCUCCGUCAUCACCAUAGUGAAGACACCACAGCAGGUGCACACUUCCAGAGAGCAGGGAGCAUCCUAGGGCACAGUGUAACCAUACUAGCAUGGAUACACAGACACACAUAGGUACACAGACAGACAGGACCACGUUUGCUCGGUUGCACGGGACUAUUUGCAGUGAUUUCAAACUUAUUUAUACUUACACAGGAGCAAAAACACACCAGUUGGGAAAAAGUUGUGUCUGGGACUGUUAGAUUCACUUAGAUAAAUUUAUAUAUACACAAAUACAGUCUAAUAAAUGUCCAAGAGUAAUCUCAGUACUGUUGUGCUGUCCUCAAUAUGACAAAUGUGUACAUCUGCAUAAAGCUAUUGCUAAUGAUAUACCAUUAGGCUACUUUUUAUGCCCGUGUUGUUAUUACUGUGCUUUUUGGGUGGUCAUGCAUGUUGAAUAGUCACACAUGUCUUCACUAGACUGUGUGAGCUUGACUCAUCAUGUGUGACCACCAACAUUUCAGAAGCUGGUUAGAUUUGCUGGAAUAUCCCCAUGGUAUUUAUUAAUGAUGGGACUAGAGAAUGUCAUGUCAAUGCAGAUCUAUGGAUACAUACAGUUUAUUUUAAUUUGUGUAUAGAAGACAAAUGUUCAACAACAUUAAAGCUAUUUUAUUUGUGUUAAAGACAAAUGUUGAAGGUAAUUUGUGCUGUGAUUGGUCUAAAUACUACUUAUAUUUGACUAGUUUGGGGUCAAUCGUAAUAAUUGUAAUGGGUUUGAGUAUUUUUUCGUAACGUCGUUUACCUGUUGUAACGAGUAGUGUAGUAAUGGUAAAGCCCCAUUACUUUUCAUAUGAUUCAGUACACGUGAGGGUCAUAUUUGUACUAAUAUUAGAGCAGCUUGUUUGUAGUGGUAUUUUUGUAUUUAAAAACCAAGAUCAUAUUAUUUGCUAUUUAUGACGACAAACAUAUCUGAAUAUUUUGAACAGUUGGAAUAUUCAAAAAAUGCCAUUGGAUGGAAAGUGAGAAAGGGAAAUUUAAGAAAGAUGUGAAAAUAAGAGGACAAAGAGGAAGCGGGAAGGCAAAAUGAGAAGUGAGCAAUUACAGUACAGCUCACAUGGUAGAAAGAUGAAGGAUUAGAAAGUGACAGAGGGAAUAUGAGAAAGACGGAAACGAGGUUAUCACAUGUGUGUCACAUCAACUCGUGGUUGUCAGGAUGUUUCUUGACAACUACAAGCCUGCUUUAGGGGUAAUACUGUAUUGUUCGUAAACAUGAUAUCUCUGGUGAUUUUCUAAUUAUAUAUAUUUAGCUAUGUCAUUAUCAAUAUUGAAAAUCAUUUAACCCGGAUAAUAUCAUGACCGUGACACUUUUGCCUCCAAACGUGUCAAAUGUUUUGUAAAAGGGUAAAGCACAAAAAAUGUUGUUUGUAUUUAUUAUCUGUAUUUUUCUAUGGUAAAUUCAUUGUCUAUUUUAUAUCAUUUAAUUGAAAUAAAUGUUGUAUAAAUUGUAC
This is a messenger RNA of Triplophysa rosa, 2150 nucleotides long. RefSeq names its product v-maf avian musculoaponeurotic fibrosarcoma oncogene homolog F (gene maff). Bases 254 to 733 code for a protein of 159 amino acids. The record is from RefSeq and is a predicted model, not a curated record. Gene Ontology annotation, molecular function: DNA-binding transcription factor activity, RNA polymerase II-specific; RNA polymerase II cis-regulatory region sequence-specific DNA binding. The transcript is spliced from 3 exons. Gene Ontology annotation, biological process: regulation of transcription by RNA polymerase II; regulation of epidermal cell differentiation. Gene Ontology annotation, cellular component: nucleus. NCBI's taxonomy places the organism in Eukaryota, Metazoa, Chordata, Actinopteri, Cypriniformes, Nemacheilidae.